AUGACCGAAGAAUUGGACGCACUCGAGGCGAACGACGUCUGGAAGAUCGUAGUGCCACCAAGAAAUGCACACGUGUUGCACAACAAGUGGGUCUACAAAACCAAGACCGACGCGAACGGAGAUAUCGAGCGAUACAAGGCUCGACUAGUGGUUUGCGGAAACGAACAAGUCUUCGGCAUCGACUACAACCUCACGUUUGCGGCCGUCAUGGACUUAGUGACCGUCAAGCUAAUCCUAGUGCUCUCGAAGCGAUGGAACGUUCCCGCACGUUAUGGGAAUGUUCCGAACGCCUACGUUAAGGCAGAAAAGGAGGAGCAUCUGGAUAUCUUCAUGAAGGUUCCAAAAGGCAUGCAAAUCACUAAGGAGGAACUUCAAGGUUUCGGUGUGGAAUCUCCUGGUGAGGUCGCGCUGCUGUUGAAGAAAUCGUUGUACGGACUAAAGCAAGCAGGUAGACUCUGGAGCAAGCUAUUACACUCCAAGCUGACCGAGAAUGGCUACAAGCAGUGCACGACGGACAUGUGUCUAUACUACAAGCACCAAGGUCAAGAAUGGACCAUCGUCGGAGUAUACGUGGACGAUCUUCUGGUCACGGGAACCAAGCAGUGCGCGGUUGAUGAGUUCUUUGCGGGCAUGGAGACACUGUCGAUCAAGGAUCUCGGCGUCGUUCAGAAAUUUCUGGGACUCAGGAUCUCUUUGGAUGACACUCAAGGAUACAUUCUGGACCAAGAGGUCAUGACCGACGUGUUGCUCAGGGAUUUCAAGUUGGAGUCGGCGAACGGUGUGUGA
Messenger RNA from Peronospora matthiolae, 786 nucleotides. Lineage: Eukaryota; Oomycota; Peronosporomycetes; Peronosporales; Peronosporaceae. The record is from the annotation of a GenBank genome assembly.